Messenger RNA from Saccostrea cuccullata (small rock oyster), 2833 nucleotides. Its product is annotated as zinc finger protein 37-like. The record is from RefSeq and is a predicted model, not a curated record. Gene Ontology annotation, biological process: regulation of transcription by RNA polymerase II. Gene Ontology annotation, molecular function: DNA-binding transcription factor activity; RNA polymerase II cis-regulatory region sequence-specific DNA binding. Lineage: Eukaryota; Metazoa; Mollusca; Bivalvia; Ostreida; Ostreidae. Bases 27 to 2672 code for a protein of 881 amino acids. The transcript has a single exon.
GUAAACUAUUGUCAAGAAGAAGAAAAAUGCAGUUAUUUACAAGUGUUGCUGCCAAAUUAACUCAAGAUGUGCAAGAUUUACUUUGUCAAAACACUGAUGGAUGUUUGAGUGAGAGCGCUGUUAUACAGGAACUUGUGUCAAAAACUGGUUUGAUGUUAAUGCAGACGGGUUCUGUGUGGGAACUUGUCGGCAGCAUCCAGUCCGUGUUUAGUGCUUAUGUAGCCUUGUCAAGGCUCCUAGACUCAGAGUUUCAGAUCAAAGUAGACAAUCUGAUGAUAGAAAAUGAAGUUAGUUUAAAGAACCCAGGUGUAAGUGGUUCCUCGGAAUUGAGAAAUGAAAAUGAGAGGUUACACAUACCAGUCGAGGACUUCACAGGUUUACAAGCGGACUUUGAGAUUUUGAACAAAGACAAAAAUAGCAGUCGUGUUGGAUUGAAAAGAAAAAUUAAAGUUCCAGAUCCUUUAGUGCUCUCGAUCAAUAUCGAUGAUAAUUCAGGGGAGUAUACUCUGUCUGAUGGUGUAGUCAAGUCCCGCAAUGCAAGACUUGAAUGGCAACCUGCAGCAGCUGACUCAGAAACAAGCACCGACAAACUGACAACACUGAACAAAUGUGAUAGUGAACUGGCAAAAUCAAAACAAAUUUCUGAGAGUCAAGUAACUAGAGAGAUUGAAGUACUUAAGAAUAUAAAUAAUUGUGUUAAAAGAACCACAGAGUCUGUGAAAGAAGAUUCAAAUAAGCUGAAGAAGACAAAGAAAGAAAGGAAGGUGCACAACUGCAAUAAAGAAAGAAGUGAUUUGAAAAUGGGGGAGAAAAGAUCUAAGAAAACAAGAAGAGGUAAAAAACAAAUGAAAACAACUGAUGAGGGUUGUAUUGGUUCAGAAAAGCAGACCAACAACAGUGAUGAUAAUAACGAGUCAGAGAAGCCAGAAAGUGAUAGAGAGGACAUGAACAGUGAAGCUGAUGUGGUUAAAGAAUCAAAAGAACUGGAGUCAGACUCAGAUGAUGUAUCUGGUGACAGGGUGGAGGAGGAUUCUGAUUUUGUUAUGUCAGAAGAGGAUUCUGAGAAUGAUAGAAACAAAUCUCCCCCUAAAACUGCAAAAUCAACCCUAAACAAGAAAAACAAAUGUAAUUUGUGUGACUUUGUUGGUACACAUUCCCAUGAUUUAGAACAACAUAAAGUGAAAAUGCACCUUGACAAUGUUCUUAAACUGGAAGAAUACAGUAGUGUUGGAGAUGUUGAUGUAUCAAAGAGCGACAAUAUGCUUUACAAAAAAGUGGAAGAACAGGGCCUUAAACACAUUGAUCCCAAAGCCAAAAAUAUUCCUUGUCAAAUUAAAGACUGCAAGUUUGUGGCCAAACUGAAACACAACAUGAUUGAGCACUAUGCAAGGAUGCAUACCGUGAAGAACCUUAAAUGUAAAUUCUGUGACACUCUGUUUUCCCUGUAUAGGGACUUAAAAAGGCAUCUUAAGCACCAUAGUACUCAGUUUGCUUGUGAUAAAUGUGGGAAAAUGUAUAAGAGUUCUAGAACCUUUAAUGCACACCUGAAGACUCAUGAAGAGAACUUUGUUAAACCAGAAUAUGAGUGCAGUACGUGUGGUAAAAAAUUCAGCACAAAGUACGUCCUUAGGUAUCACGUAAAGUCAGAACACAUGGGGCAAAAGAAGUCAUUUAUAUGCCCCACUUGUGGAAAAAGUUUUACACAGAAACAGUCGUACGUCAUCCAUGCUAACGUCCAUCUUGGAAUGCGUCCUUUUGUGUGUGAGGUCUGUGGUAUGUCCUUCCCUUAUGAGAAAUCUCUGAGAGAGCACAAGUACAUGCAUGAAGAGGGCAAACAAUUCAAAUGUGAAGUUUGUGGUAAACAAUUUAAGCAACCUUCAUCUCUUGGUAUUCACUUGAAGAUUCACAAAGAAACAAAGGACCAUCUGUGCAAGGUGUGUGGGAAAGGUUUUACUCAGAAACAGGCUUUACUGCGGCAUGAACGAGUUCACUCAGGGGACAAACCCUUUUCUUGCAGCAUUUGUUCCAAGAAUUUUAACGACGCAUCUAUCAUACGGCGACACAUGAUCCUGGUACACAAAAUCAAUUCUAAGGACUGGAGGUCUUUCAUUCAAACUAACACUCCCAGACAGUCAGAUCAUUUUGUUCAGAUCCUGAAUGGGGAACUACAACCACAACUGAAGAAAAGAAAACCCCCAAAACAUAUGGAUGCAGACGGUCACAACAGUUCAAAGGACCUACAAAGCCAAGUGGGUUCCAAUGUUGACUCGAGAGCUCAUGCUGCGCUGGCUCUGAGUUCCAUGGCUACCUCUGGUAUACAGCAACAGAACAGUGCCCUGGUAGAAUCUGCAGUAUCUGAGACACCCGACACGAUUCCUCAGGGACACAUGAAUAUUCUGCCAAAUUCUCGGACUCUUACUGACAUACACAGCCUUAAUAAUAAUGCAUCUCCUGCCAACCAGGGGCAAGGGCAGUGUUCAAUGUAUGAUAAUUACUUUACUGGUCUCCCACCCACAAAUUACAACUCUGUACAGUCUAAAUCUAAUGAACCUGGGAAUGGGAACCAGUUAAAUGCUGUUUACCCAAACAUCGUCCGACCAGGCAUGUCAGAACCGCUUCUGCACCAAUACAUGCACCUCCCAUCCAAUUACAGCCAGUACAAUCAAAGUUAAUCUAUAGAUUAACGGUUACAUUUACAUCAAGAAAAAUUUCUCUUGUAUGUGCAAAUAUUUUCAAUAUUGUAUAAAACAGAAGCUUACCUUGGUAAUUAUGUUUGUUAAAAUGGGAGCUGAUGUAUUGGUUGAAGAUUUCAUUCUAUAUUAUUAAAAACCAG